This is a messenger RNA of Drosophila rhopaloa, 1085 nucleotides long. RefSeq names its product protein lifeguard 1 (gene Lfg). Gene Ontology annotation, cellular component: membrane. NCBI's taxonomy places the organism in Eukaryota, Metazoa, Arthropoda, Insecta, Diptera, Drosophilidae. The record is from RefSeq and is a predicted model, not a curated record. The transcript has 4 exons. The coding region runs from base 232 to 972 and encodes 246 amino acids.
GAGAGUGCAUAGCCGUGUUUAAAAUAUUGUGGUGGCAAUAUCAGUAACUUACUCACCCACAUCGAUAUAUGAAUCUUAUCUGAAGUAUGAGUGUGGACUGGUGAUAAGAGUCGAGUCCCGGCUAAUCUGUCGCCCAUAUGGGGACACCUGAAAAGGCGAUUCGGUUUCAUUAAGCUGAUAUACUUACACGUUGCCGGCAGUCGGGCAAAGAGAGACACUUUACUUUUAACCAUGAGCAGCGACAACCACUUUCAGUACGGCGAUGAAACUGGCGCAUAUACAGAUGCGGAGGCGGACAAGAGCUUCGCCUUUGAUGACCAGAGCAUCCGGAAGGGAUUUAUCCGGAAGGUCUACUUGAUAUUGAUGUGCCAACUGCUGAUCACUUUCGGUUUUGUUUGUGUGUUCACCUUCUCGAAAGCCUCGCAGGAAUGGGUACAAAAAAAUCCUGCCCUUUUGUGGAUAGCAUUGGCCGUUCUGAUCGUGACCAUGAUUUGCAUGGCCUGCUGCGAAAGCGUGCGCCGAAAGACGCCGCUGAACUUCAUCUUCCUGUUCCUGUUCACCUUGGCGGAGUCCUUCCUUUUGGGAAUGGUUGCUGGACAGUACGAGGCGUCUGAGGUCAUGAUGGCAGUGGGAAUCACGGCGGCAGUGGCCCUGGGACUCACCCUGUUCGCCCUGCAGACCAAGUACGACUUUACGAUGUGCGGUGGAGUGUUGGUGGCCUGUCUGGUGGUGUUCGUCAUCUUUGGCAUCAUCGCGAUAUGCAUUCCUGGCAAGGUGAUCGGACUGGUCUAUGCUUCCCUGGGAGCUCUGCUCUUCUCCGUUUACCUGGUGUACGAUACCCAGUUGAUGCUGGGUGGUAAUCAUAAGUACUCCAUCAGUCCUGAGGAAUAUAUCUUCGCCGCACUGAACCUCUACCUGGAUAUCAUCAACAUCUUUAUGUACAUACUGAGCAUCAUCGGAUUGUCUCGAUAGACAGGACAUGCUGAUCCGUAGUUUUCAUUCCAGUUUUAGAGAUAUAUAACUUAAUUUUAUGUGCCCAGUGCCACCUUAGCCACGAAGAAAUACAGACCGACUAACUAACCGUA